This is a messenger RNA of Linderina pennispora, 525 nucleotides long. RefSeq lists its product as uncharacterized. The transcript has 3 exons. The record is from RefSeq and is a predicted model, not a curated record. Bases 1 to 525 code for a protein of 174 amino acids. NCBI's taxonomy places the organism in Eukaryota, Fungi, Kickxellomycota, Kickxellomycetes, Kickxellales, Kickxellaceae.
AUGUAUAUUCGCAGCCGCGAGGAGGUCAUAAUGCGUAUCUACCGCCGCGAUGGGGUGUCCAAGCAGACUAAACCGCCAACAAAAAACCUCGAGGACGAUAAGGACGGGAUCAGCUUCAUGCUUGCCGGUUACCCGCGGUACCGGUGUCCGUAUGUCUGGCCCAAGACGGACCACGAAUCGCUCCUACAUACUGGCCGCAACCAGCGCCUGGGGCGCGACCUGCCGCUGAAGAUGGAGACGGUUGAGACGUGGCGGGUGUUUGACAUCCGGCCCUGGGAUAUUUUGGUAGAGCUCAUAGUUACUGCGGUGAACCCACCCCCGGAGAACCCGUUCCUGGUGGACCACGACUACUUCGAUGCACUGCCAAUUGAGGAACGUGUGGUAGUGACUGGCGCGAUGCUGGAGUUCCAGCGCCGGAUCUACCUGAGACACUACUACUCAGCAAACAUGCAUAGGCACUUCCGCGACAUCAACACACUGCGCGAGUACCAGCAGUCUAUGUCAUUCCGUGAAACAAAGUCGUGA